Cannabis sativa is the source of this 1410-nucleotide messenger RNA. RefSeq lists its product as uncharacterized. The record is from RefSeq and is a predicted model, not a curated record. Gene Ontology annotation, cellular component: nucleosome. Gene Ontology annotation, molecular function: DNA binding; protein heterodimerization activity; structural constituent of chromatin. The transcript has 2 exons. Bases 75 to 797 code for a protein of 240 amino acids. Lineage: Eukaryota; Viridiplantae; Streptophyta; Magnoliopsida; Rosales; Cannabaceae. Gene Ontology annotation, biological process: nucleosome assembly.
CGCUCAUUAUCAUAUAUAAAUUAAAAUUAAAUCAGUACAUAUUCUCCCAAAAACAAAAAAAAAAAAUUAACAUUAUGGCUCCGAAGAAGAAGAAGACGGUAUCAGUUAAGAAAGUGGUACGAGAAGUAGAAACUAUUCAAGUUGCUAUUGAAGAAACUCAAAACGACACUGUUUUAGACAGUAAAGCUUUCAACACUACUUCUUCUACUACAACAACUACAACUAGUAGCACUGUUAUCCCUAUACAACAAGAACAGGUCCUAAACGACACCGUUUUGAACAAAAAACAAUCUGAUGCUGAUCAACAGCCCGUGGCAGACCCAAUUAAGGACAAGCAAGAACAAAACGACAGCGUUUUGGCAAGUAACAAGAGGAAGAAGAAUAGAAAACAACAAGAUCAGGUAAAAAACGACACCGUUUUGAAAAAUAAAAGGCAACAAAAACAAAACGACAGCGUUUUGGGGACGAGGAGUAAGAAGAAGAUUAAGAAGAGAAGGAAAAAUAGUAAUAGUAGGGAAGAGUACAAGAGGUAUGUAUUUCUUGUUUUGAAGCAAGUUCAUCCUGGUAUGAGAAUCUCAACGAAAGCCAUGAGUGUAAUGAAUAGUAUGAUGAACGAUGUGUUUGAGAGGUUAGCACAAGAAUCAGCCAAAUUGGUUACUUAUAAUCGUAAGAUGACACUCUCUUCUAGGGAGAUUCAAGCUGCUGUUGGACUUGUUUUCCCUGGUCAACUUGGUCAACAUGCCAUGGCUGAGGGUGCUAAGGCCCUUGCCUCUUAUUUCUCUUCAAACACUACUUAAUUUUAUUAUAUAUAUAUAUAUAUGUGUGUUGUUUGGUUUCCACUGUGGACUUUUAUCGAACACUUUGGCUCCGUAUUGUAAUUGUUGUCUUUUGUUUUUACUAGAUAAUGUCGUUUUGUCGAACAGUUUGGCUUAUUAUUGUAAUUGUUGUCGUUUUUACUGGGUAAUGUCGUUUUUUGGAAAUGAUGUCGUUUUUUCGAACAGUUGGUUUCAUAUUGUAAUUGCUGUCGUUUUUACUAGAUAAUAUCGUUUUUUCGAAAUGAUGUAGUUUUGUCGAACAGUUUGGCUUCAUAUUGAAAUUGUUGUCGUUUUUACUAGAUAAUAAUGUCGUUUUUUUGGAAAUGAUGUCGUUUUAUCGAACAGUUUAGCUUCAUGUUGUAAUUAUUGUCGUUUUACUAGAUAAUGUCGUUUUAUCGAGGGUGCUAUGGCCCUUUGCUUAAUGCAUAUAUCUAACAUCUUGUUUAGUGAUAUAUUUUCGUCUUUAUAUUUCAGAGUGGACUUUUAUCGAACAGUUUGGCUUUGUAUUGUAAUUGUUGUCGUUUUUCAAGCUAAUGUCGUUUUGUUAAAACAUUGUCGUUUUACCGAGGGUGCGAAGGCCUUAUAUAUAUGGAAC